UCGAAUUAUGACCGAUGGUGGUUCAAACAUGGUAGCAGCUGGUUUUCAUCAAAUUCCAGGGUGGGAAUCAGGCGAAGUUGCAAAUGAAUCAAUGCCAGAUGAAUUCACUCACAUUGCUCCUUCUCAAGCCGAAGAUCGUAUCAAAGAUCGUUCAUCAACUGCAUCCACUGAGAAACCUGAAAGUGAUGAGGUUUUAUAGAACUUGAGAUUGACGAAGGAGGUUCUUCUUUGAUGGACAUCAUAGAUGACUUAUCAACCGUAUUAAAGGAAUUAACAGUUCCUGAUUUAGACACUCAAGAAGAACUUGAAGAAGUGGAACACGGUAUAGAUUUACAACUUCUAUCUUCUCCAUCAGUAUCUUUUCGAGAAGUCGUCGAGUACUGUCUUACUGCUACCUACAGAGCAACCUGCACAGCACACACACUUCAAUUGGUUGUUGGUGAUGCAAUGAAAGCUAUCUCAGGUUUGGGUUCGCAUUCAGCCCUUGCAGCAGUCGAACACGCGAGUAAGAUUGUCAAUUUUGUUCGUAAGAGCAACAAAGCAGUUGGUUUUCAUUUUGUAGCUAAAAAUGCAACUAGAUGGAAUUCUCAGUUAAGAAUGAUUGCAGCUUUACUUAAAGCAAUCGAUAAGGACCGCAAACUUCAAUCAAAACUUAAUGCAACUAAAAAGUGGGGAGAACUAUCCCAUCACGAACUCGGCAUGUUGAAAGAACUUACAAUUCUAGAAAUGAUUUCCAAAUCUGGUGAGUCUGACUGUGCCGUAGUAGCAGCCGUUAAAGCUGAAUUGGAAAUGAGAGCUCAACAGCUCCAAGUAUCAAAGCCCAAUUCAACUGAGAAGAAAAUGGAUGAGCCGAGUGAAAAUCAGUCUGGUAGUACUUCUGCUGCUGUCACUGAGGAAUUUGAUACAUUUCUAAAUGAGCCCCAUUCCUCGAUGAGAGAGUUGGUUGACCCGCUGAAAGCAAACGGACAAACAAAACCUCGAAGGUUAUUAAAAUUUUGGAAAAACAACGCCCAUCGUUUUCCAAUUUUGGCGUUAAUAGCCAAAGAUAUUUUUUCUGUUUCUGCUUCAAGUGGGAGCAUCGAACGUUACUAUCCAUCCACAGAAACAAAGCACCUCUAUGCUGCUGCUAUUGUUAAAGCAUUUCCUUGUCUUGUUACAAAGAUCCAGCAUCCUCAAGGGAAAAUGGAAAUAAAUCACGAUGUAUAUUUCCACCCUCAAGCUGGGGGAUUUAUUGAAAACCAUUUAAAAGAAAUGCGUAGACGAGAUGGAGUUCACAAAAGAAAGCCGAACAACAAACAGGCUCAGAGUUCCGGAAGUGAUGAUACACCAAAGAGAAAGAAUAAAAAGAAAGGUUUUUGGAUGAAACGUCAUUCGUCUUCCUCGAUUGAAUAUUCUACAAAGAUUUACCAGUACAUGGAGAAGACCUUCGAGCAUCGACAAAGGCAAAGUUUGAACAUAUUCAAGUCUGCUUCGGAUGUCCUAAAUGAAUAUCCAAGAUUCAUGGACGUUGACAAUGUUGCUCUAAUCAUUCGGGAUUUUCAAGCCAAAUAUCCACACAUUACGGACAGUACUUUCAGAAAAAGAUUUGUUGACAAAUUGUCUUCUUUCCCUGUUGUUGCUGGCAAGAAGUCCCUAAUUGUUCAGACGAUUGUCUGA
Daphnia magna is the source of this 1656-nucleotide messenger RNA. RefSeq lists its product as uncharacterized. Lineage: Eukaryota; Metazoa; Arthropoda; Branchiopoda; Diplostraca; Daphniidae. Gene Ontology annotation, molecular function: protein dimerization activity. The coding region runs from base 232 to 1656 and encodes 474 amino acids. Gene Ontology annotation, biological process: regulation of transcription by RNA polymerase II. The record is from RefSeq and is a predicted model, not a curated record. Gene Ontology annotation, cellular component: nucleus. The transcript is spliced from 7 exons.